Meira miltonrushii is the source of this 597-nucleotide messenger RNA. RefSeq lists its product as uncharacterized. The transcript has a single exon. The record is from RefSeq and is a predicted model, not a curated record. The coding region runs from base 1 to 597 and encodes 198 amino acids. NCBI's taxonomy places the organism in Eukaryota, Fungi, Basidiomycota, Exobasidiomycetes, Exobasidiales, Brachybasidiaceae.
AUGGUAGAUUGUGGCAAGUCUGGUAAGGCUCAGUUCGACGCAUUCAAAGCAAGUCCUUAUCCGGCAGGAGAAAGACUCUAUGAACAAGACAAAAGCUUCUCCCUUACAUCAAACGAUAUCAACGGCAGAAGUAGAAAGCAAAGUAGAAGUAAAUCAGAGGGAGAGGUUCAACAGACAGCUGGAGAAAAGCCUCGCGAUCAAAGCAAAAACAAAAGGAUAGAAAAGAAAGCAUUCCAACUAUUCCAAUCUUCAAAAGGUUUAAGCAUGGAGGAAUGUACAAAGAAAGCCACCGAAGAGCUACGUAAGAACACUAGAAUGUAUUCCCAGAAACAUAGAGAGAAACUGAAAGAGCAAGGAAUGAAAAGAAAGCGAUACCAUAGAGAAGGCUAUAAUACCAAAGAUGAAAUUAUAGGGCGGUACAUCGUGAAACUCUUGGGGGAGAAGAAUGGUAUCGUUCGGCAUGAUGAUGCAAGAAAAUUAGCAGAGCAACUUUAUUCGCAGGGGACAAGGGAAAGAUCUGCCAAACACAGAAGAAAGAAAAGGCUUUUAAAGGCAAAUAAAAACGAUGGCAAGGAAGAGGAAGCUGGUAAAAAGUAG